Moneuplotes crassus is the source of this 2183-nucleotide messenger RNA. The record is from the annotation of a GenBank genome assembly. NCBI's taxonomy places the organism in Eukaryota, Ciliophora, Spirotrichea, Euplotida, Euplotidae.
UUAAAUUUAUGAAAUAUACUAUGGAGAAUAUUCUUCAGAAACAGAUUAAAAAUGUGAUGAGUCAGUUUCCAGAGGCACUGUCUCCUUCCUCUUAUUCAAUGCCUCAGGAGAUUUUAUCCCCUGAGGACAUUAAAAUAACUAGAGAAUUGAUCAGGGAUUCACAGACUGAUCCAUUGAUGAGCCAGCUUCUUAAGAAGCUACUUAAUUCAUAUGAAUCAAUAAUUUAUGAAAACUCUGUGCUCGCUUCGAGAAUUAUUCUUGAAGCUGGAGCUAAGAGAGUCUAUCAGCAUAAUCCUCAAUGGAUCGAUAAUUUUGCAGCUGCUGGAGGCGAUUUUGAUUCAUCUUACAAAUAAAAUGGUCCUUCUCCAAAGAGAGCUUUUACAAACACAAUUAGAUAAGGAAGGAAUAAGGAACGAGCAACUAGAGAGAACGAUUUCCCAAAAAGAAGAUGAAAUCCAGCAGUUGACAAAGUCAAAUAAGUCUCUUUUCACAGAGAAUUAUGAUUUACUGAAGUACAAGUAUCUUCACGAGAGUUUAAAAGCCGACCAAUCGCAAUAUGAAAAGCCUAACCAGAACGAUCAUAAUAGUGAAAUCACAGAGGAAAAAGAAUCAGACCAUUCAGAAGAAGCUAAUGAGAGAUCUGAAGAGGCUGAUGAGCUUACUGAAGAAGAAAAUCAAACGUAUUCACAUAAGAGUCAAUCUGAGGGGGAGGCAGAAGAGCAAUCAGAAGAUCAGUCUUUCAAUAAGAUUCGGGAAGAAGACACUUACCUUCAGCCUGAAGCUAGAAAUUAUAUGUUGUAUCCUCCUGAUGACCAAUUAAGUGUGGAGAAGAGGUACCCUCAGCAACAAAUUGAAGACUCUCAACUACAAGAGGAGUUACAUGAGGAAGAUCACUUUGAACAAAAUGAAGAUUAUGACCUGCAAGAAGAACUUGAUAAUUGUGAAGAAAGAAAAGAAAAAUUUAAUUAUGAGCAAGAAGACCAAGACCAAGAAAAGUACGAUUUUAAAGUAACUGACCCAAUUAAAGAGAUGGACUUGAAUGUUGAUCAGAACAACGAAGACCUAUAUGAGCUUUUGCUCUCUAAACAAUCAGUGUUUGAUGUUUCCAAAGAGACUAUCUCUUUGAAUCAAAAUUCAAAGCUCAGCUCUAGUAUAAGAAGUAAGAAUAGUUUAAUAAUGGAUGCUGAAAGAUCUACCAAGACUCUUGAUAUCUUGAUUAAGUCAACUCAGCAGCGUCAUUUAAAAAGAAACAUGACCAAAAAUGCAAUAAAAGAAAAACCGAAAGUUAACGAAGCUGUAGAAAUAGAAGAAAGUAUGGAUAUUGGAAGCUACCAGAUAGCUGGUGUUAAUGCGGUUGAUAAUAGAAUUUCAAACUCUAUUACAAAAUCCUCUGAAGACAGUCCUAGGAAAACACCUCCUACUCCAGAACCAGUAGGAAAGCAUAAAUCGAUAGCUUCUCAGCCAACUCUGUCCUUGCCUGGUUCAGAACUUGACCCACAAGUUUCAAAAAUUCGUGGCUCUUACAAAGUGACAAACCCAGAAUUCAAGCAAGAGAAAAAAGAAGAGAUGAUCCUUGUCCAUAACGAGUUCAAGGAAGACCAAGAAGAAGAGAAGAAAGAGCCUGAAAACAGAGCCGUGGAGAGUUCUAGAAAUACAUUCAAGUACCCAUUUAGAAAAGAAGGUUCAAAACUCAUGAAUACUCUUGAUGAAGUUACCAAACAAGCUAAAAUGAGAGUCAUUUGCAAUAGAAAGCAAGCUAACCAGACUAGGAAGAAUAAGAGUCAAGGAAGAAUGAAGCCAACAAAGUCAGUUGAUUUAGCCCCACAUAAUAAGGAUUCUAAUAUUGACAAGUCCAGUGCAAUUUCAAGGAAUUCUAAGUCCUCCGCUUCAUAUAGUAGGCUUAGGCAGCCAACACCCACUUCUGUUUCUAGUAGAAAAUCUCUUGAAAGUAUCAGAACCAAUUUAAUGACAAGCCAUUACAGGACAAUGCGUAAUGCUGUGAAGUCUGGUUUGAAAACUCCUAGAGGGGCUAUUCAAAAGGAAAACCAUAAAGGUCUUUCUAGUCAUUGUCCUCCUGGUAAUCCCAAAGAAUGUACAACUCCAACUGUAUCUGCUAAAAGGCCUGUGCUUGGACAAAAAUCAUUCCAGCCAAAAAGAUUUAGAUUCUAGUCACUUCUAUAAUA